Molecule: messenger RNA, 1186 nt
Organism: Branchiostoma belcheri (Belcher's lancelet)
Lineage: Eukaryota; Metazoa; Chordata; Leptocardii; Amphioxiformes; Branchiostomatidae
Product: homeobox protein goosecoid-like
Exons: 3
Coding region: 153-872 (239 amino acids)
Biological process (GO): regulation of transcription by RNA polymerase II
Molecular function (GO): DNA-binding transcription factor activity, RNA polymerase II-specific; RNA polymerase II transcription regulatory region sequence-specific DNA binding
Source: RefSeq, a predicted model, not a curated record
GCGCAGGAAGCAUUUAAAAAGCCAGGACCGCGCGACUCAGGCAUCAGUUGGCUGCUUCCACUCUCUGGGUCUUCUUCGGAGUUCAGUCGCCCCAGUAGAACCGCGCUCCGAGCCUUCUGCCUUUCCCGACCGACUCAGCUGAACACGUCACGAUGACUACCGUCACCAGCCCGUCCGUCUUCAGCAUCGAAAGCCUGCUGGCCCGCCGGCCAACCCCGCAGCACAUCCCGGCCUACUACCGGGUCCCUAUGCCCUGCCACCCCACCGCCGUCUAUCCCGCUAUGGUCGCACAGGAAUACCCUACAGGUUAUCCCGCUUCUCCCUGUAUGGCGUCUGCCUACAUGCCCGGACUGCCCAUCCCUGCGUACGCAGCCCCGGCCUGGACCACCUCCCCGGUACAGAUGACGAUCGGCCAGGCGACCCACCCCGCCAUGUUCGGGCGGCAGGGCCGCAGGAAGCGGCGACACCGCACCAUCUUCACCGAGGAGCAGCUGGAGCUAUUGGAGAAGACGUUCGAGAAGACGCACUACCCGGACGUGCUGCUGCGGGAGGAGCUCGCCAUGAAGGUGGAGCUGAAGGAGGAGAGAGUUGAGGUAUGGUUCAAGAACCGCCGUGCCAAGUGGCGCAAGCAGCAGCGGGAGGUGGCGGAGCGCUCGACCAAGGCUGCAGACGACGCCUGCGACUCCGACGUCGACGUCACGAGUCUGGACGACGAGGAUGACGUCCGCAGCGUCUCGUCUGACGACGGAAAGGCCAUCUCUCCCGGUUCCUUCACGACAAGCCAGCGGCUGUACACGUCUGCAGUGCGACCAGACAGUUCCGCCUCCCCCUGCAGUAGAGAGGCGAAGUCGACACCUAGCGAUGGACAGUAAAACUGCGAGCGGAAGUUUGUAAAUAGCAAGAUAUAAAGUGUACAGAUUUUUUAUUUAUGAUUGUUAUUUAUUUGUCACCGCGAUGUCGAAAAUGUAUGCAGAAGAUUAUUCAAGCGUUGAAGUAUACCAAAACAAAUAUGUGUAAGACGCGGCCCAGUAGAAUAGUACUGGUAGCUUCUGAAAUCAUGAUGUAUGGCCACUUCUUCUAUAGUCAAGAAACGUUAUGGUGUUCUGUGUUACACAUCUGAAAGGUGUGCCUCAUAGCGUUGAUCUACAUGUGUUGUCUGAACUUAAUAAAACUGAUAAGUUGUAAA